Messenger RNA from Enhydra lutris kenyoni (northern sea otter), 4091 nucleotides. Its product is annotated as BCL2 antagonist/killer 1. The record is from RefSeq and is a predicted model, not a curated record. Bases 2228 to 2863 code for a protein of 211 amino acids. Gene Ontology annotation, molecular function: protein homodimerization activity; protein heterodimerization activity. Gene Ontology annotation, biological process: regulation of apoptotic process; intrinsic apoptotic signaling pathway in response to DNA damage; extrinsic apoptotic signaling pathway in absence of ligand. Lineage: Eukaryota; Metazoa; Chordata; Mammalia; Carnivora; Mustelidae. The transcript has 5 exons. Gene Ontology annotation, cellular component: mitochondrial outer membrane.
ACGCCAGGACUGCACUCACCCCUGUUCCUGGAAGCCGGGCCUGGGCCCCCAAUCCCCCCGGGAGCAGCUGCUGGGCCCUCAGGAUCUCUGGCCUCGGCCCUGUGAGCCAUCCGGGCCCGGGCUAAGGUCCGGGCAGGUAAGGUGGGAGGGUCUUGUCCAUCCUUCCAGCUUUUGGCAGCCCCAGACCCUGGGGUGGGGAUACAGGGAGCCGGCAGGCAGCCGGGUGCGGAAGGGGAGGUCUGGAGACUUAUCUGGGCAGGUCCACCAGCUCCUGCUGGGGACCUGAUCCAGUCCGGACUCCCUCUGGAUGCCCCUCAGACAAUUCCCCCGCCUCCCCUCCCAUUCCCGGCCCUGCCCUGGCCCUACCCGGGCCCUGGGAGCCAAAGAAUUGGGUGCUAAAGAGUCAGGUCUUUUAGCAGUCUGGGGGGUUGGGAGUGGAGGUCAGAGCCAAGGUCAGGGGCAGGGAGAGAACUUUCAUGGUGCUUCCUGCUGCCCCAGGAGCCCUAGACUGGGUCUGCCGCCCAACCAGGCAUCUCCCUCUGGGAACAUCCUGGUCCUGGCAAGUGGAGAGCAGGGAACUCCCCUUACCAGGAAGUCAGGCCACUUGGAUGAGGGCAGGGGUAGGCCCAGGGCGGCAGAGGCCUCUGGUCCUGGGGACAUCUCUGACGCCCCCACCUACUCCCCAGCUGCGACCCCCUUGGGUAGGGGUCGAUGGAGUUGGGGGUGCAGUCAGCAUCUUCCGGUCCUGCUGUCCCAGGGGUGCCGGGUUUGCUGGGGGGUGCGGGGCGGGGUACCACGGAAGAGGGAAGGGCAUCUUUUUCCGGAAGGAGCAGCAGGGAUGGGGGUGUGCCAAGCAAAGGUCUGUUUCUUGCUGGCAGGCAGGGCUGAAGGAGGGGAGGGUCUGCCUUCUCCCUUCUUUCUUCUUCUCCCUGCCCGCAGUAAGUAGAGGGGUGGAGUGCUCUCCCCCACCCCUUCUUGAGACCUCUUGCCCUGGGGCACUUUUGAAAAUGGCCCCAGGCCAAAGGCAGGAGGAAGGUGGGGAGGGUACUCAGGUCCUCCCUGAGAGAAGGCAGUGGCUGUGCUUGGUCCCCGGUCCCCGGUGGGAGGAGGGGUACUUCCCCAAAAGGCUGAUGGAGGCAGCUUUGGGAGGGGUGGGUAUGAAGGGGUGCAAAUUGAAAGUGAAACAGUUCACGUCCAGGAAAUACUCCCUGUGUCAAGGGUUCACAGAGCAGAUCGGGGCUGUGGCCAGGACCGGGGCUGUGGCCAGGACCAAGCAAAGAGGAAAACGGGCCGGGGACAGGAGAGCAGGUAUGCGGUGUGGUGGAGGAGGGGCGUGAAGGAGGGUACUGCAGAGACAGCUUCCUCAGCUCACUGCAACACAGGAAUGGGUAGAGCACAGGUGGGAUGUUAACAGAUAACCACAAACUGGAAAAUAAAUCUUAAAGGAGUACUGAAGGUAUGAAGUGAUGAAAAUUCAGAUAACCAACUCGACUCCCUGAUUAGCUAAGUGGCCCUCAGGCCCUAACUUCUUGGUGCCUCACUUUCCCCCCCCCCACCCCCCAGUAAAAUGGGUAUGAUGAUGCUUACCUUGCUGGGUUCAUGUGCAUUUUCAGUGUCUGACACCCCUGGAGAUGGAAGUAAGUAAGGCUUGGCACUCAGGAAAUGUCUGUGGCCAAGAGGCCUGACUUGGAAAACAGGCGUGCUCUGACCAGCCAAGGGGAAGUGGAACCUUCGAGCACAGCUUUCAUGGGUCAUUAGUUAGAAGGUGGCAAUCCUGUGGUAAGUGCGUGCUAGGUAGGGUGCAGGAGGUCCCAGGAGCAGUGGAAAGAACCCACAGCCUCUAAAACUUGCCUCAUUUGCCCAGGAGUGAGGUGAAUUAUGACCUGAGAUCCACGAGGGUGUUGCUGGUGUUUCCCCCCCACCCCGGCCCUGGGUCCAGGACCCUAGGUAUGAAUCCAGACUGCCCUGCCUUUCUCCAUCUCUCUGGAAGGACUGCUAGUGAAAUGCUCAGGAAGUUCUGAUUCUGCCCACAGACGCCACAGGGACCCAAGGUUGUGAAAUUAAGAGGUGGCUGGAGCUAGGACCGUGGGUCUUUGGGGAGUGGGGAACCCCCUCCUCUCUCUGUGGCUGUGGGACCCUCUCGUCAACCAGCCCCUGCCCAUCCCCAUCAUGGCUUUCUCUCACCCAUCCCCACAGGCUAACCCUGUCCUCCACUGGGACCUGAGAAAUGGCAUCCGGGCAAGGCCCCGGUCCUCCCAGGCAGGGGUGUGGAGAGCCGGCCCCAUCUUCUACUUCUGAGGAGCAGGUAGCCCGGGACACUGAGGAGGUUUUCCGCAGCUAUGUUUUUUACCGCCAUCGGCAGGAGCAGGAGGCUGAGGGGGCGGCUGCGCCUGCUGACCCAGAAAUGGUCUCCUUGUCCCUAGAACCUAGCAGCACCAUGGGGCAGGUGGGUCGGCAGCUUGCCAUCAUCGGGGACGACAUCAACCAGCGCUACGACUCCGAGUUCCAGGCCAUGCUGCAGCACCUGCAGCCAACAGUGGAGAACGCCUAUGAGUAUUUCAUCAAGAUUGCCUCGAGCCUGUUCGAGAGUGGCAUUAACUGGGGCCGCGUGGUGGCUCUCCUGGGUUUUGGCUACCGCCUGGCCCUCCACAUCUACCAGCAUGGCCUGACCGGCUUCCUGGGCCAGGUGACCCGCUUCGUGGCUGACUUCAUGCUGCAUCACUGCAUUGCCCGGUGGAUUGCGCAGAGGGGCGGCUGGGUGGCAGCCCUGAACUUGGGAAAUGGCCCCAUCCUGAACGUGCUGAUAGUUCUGUCUGUGGUUCUGUUGGGCCAGUUUGUGGUACGAAGAUUCUUCAAAUCGUGACUCCCAGGGGGAGUCCAAGUACCCCUGCCUGGACUUCAGCCAAGCCUUCUCCCCUCAUCCCCUCCCCUGCAGGGCUCCCCCCACUCAAGAAUACAGAAGCUUUAGCAAGUGGGGCACUCAAGCUUUAGGAGGGCCCCUGCCCAGGGGUCAGUCAGGCUGCCGGGGUGCCCCAACAUUGCAUGGUGCUAAUGACCCCCCUCUCUGGGGCCCAUCCUGUCAGAGAGGGGCUGUAGCCUUCUUCCUCAGCUCUCUGGGACUCCUUCAGCUGUGUCUCCUGGGUGCUGAGGAGAUUGACAACUUGGGGAAGCAAGAGGCUGAGAGUCACUUCCCUCCAAAUUUUUAAUGGUUAUAUCUUUUUAUAAUGCCCUUGGAAGGACUCUCCCCACCCCCCAUUCCCACCACUCUGCCCAAGCGAGGAUGCCUGGGAAGUGGGGGUUCGUAGGUCACCCUGUGCGCCCCAGGACUCAGCUGUUCUAGAAGGUCAGAGUUUGAUUGCUGGGCCUGGAGCCCAGUCCUGACCCUUCCUAAGCUCUCCCCCUGCUCCCACUCCCCCUACCCAUAUUGCCUUUGCAGUGGACUCUCAGGGAUUCUGGGCCUGGGUGUGGGAUGGGGAGGGAGUGGGGGUAUAGACCAGAGCUGUGAGAACUUCAUUGGCCCCCCCCAGCCUGCCUCCCGAGACCCUCAGUUCUCUCCCUUCUCCUCCCCUAUUACCACUUCAACCCAACCUGUUCACUACAAGUGAAGCCCACCCUGCCCCCAUCACUCCAGAUAAGGAAGGAGGGAUCUUGGGUAAGUGGAGACCUGAAGUCCCCUCCUUGCCCAGACUAGACUUUAGGACUUGUUUGUUAUUGUCAGGGAAAGGGGGUAAGGAGCUCAUCUUGAGGUUUCUGAGUGAGAAAAGAGCUGUUAAUGUCACUAGGAACCCCAGAGUUGGGAUCCUCCCUCAUGGCCUGGGCACAGUGUAAUCAGGGGGUGUGGAUGGGGAAACUGUGAAUACUUGAACUCUACCCCCCCUACCCUACUCCCACUCUCCACACUCCUCACCUGCCUAAUCUCCUCCUGUGGGUCAGGGUGGAAAGGCCUUGUCUAUCGUGCACAACCUAGAGGUUUGGAGGUAGGGAGAGGGAAGUUUUUGAUUAAACCAAAUGCAAGAAGGGGAUGCACAUGGAGCCCACUGGUCAGCCCUCACCGCUCUGAGUAAAUCUGAAAAUAAACUAUAAUCCCCUGA